This is a messenger RNA of Trichomonas vaginalis G3, 402 nucleotides long. RefSeq lists its product as uncharacterized. NCBI's taxonomy places the organism in Eukaryota, Parabasalia, Trichomonadida, Trichomonadidae. The record is from RefSeq and is a predicted model, not a curated record. Bases 1 to 402 code for a protein of 133 amino acids. The transcript has a single exon.
AUGUCUGAAAUUUCAAAUGAAGAAUCUCUUGAAGACAUUGCAUCUUUACUUGAUAUUUCAUUUGCAAAUGAAAUGCUUCGAAGGGAAAUAGAACUUCAAUCACUUGCAAAUGGUGAAGAAAACUCAGUAAAUUUAAAUACAAUAGCAAAUCCGUUUGUAAUGGAUUUACUGGACAAACUUGAUCGCCAUGAAAAGAAUUUACUAAAAGAAAUCGAUCAGAUAGUUCUUGAACGAGCAAAACCAGAAGGAAUUAAAAAAAUAUAUUCAACAACACCUCAAAAUCGCAAAAUUAUAUUACGAUCAAUCCUUGUUUCUAAUUUAAUUAAUGAUCUUGAGCAACAAAAAGAAAAAUUAAUCAAGGAAAACAAAGAAUUACUCGAUUUUGUUCAAAUGUGUCAAUAA